CCUUGUUGAAAGUGCCUUAAUUUAUCUCGUUUUUACGAGAUGAAAAUUUUUCUUGCUACAGGUUUGUUUUUGAGAAGAGUCAUUGGCAUGGUAUGUACUGUGCCAGUGGGGAUAAUCAGUUGUGUUUGUAGACUUUAUGAUGUAUUUUUUAACUAUACCAGUGUCAAGUGGUCCGUAUUAUUAUACUAUGCAAUCAGAACACCGUAUGCUUCCGCAGUAUGUGCAGCCGGGAAGUAUCAACCACCAGUAUACCCAUCCAACUGUAACCCAACCUUCCUUACAUUUUUCACCUCCUUCGUCUUCACUGCCUAUCUUUUACAUCGACAUUAACCCCCUUGUUGUUUCCUUAUAUUGCCACUCUGCCAGUAUUGCUAGCAAUCUAAUCCAGACUAUCCCUAGUCUCCCAAGAUCAACUAUAACAUGUGAACCGUGUGUCAAAUCAGACGACAGGCAUCUCACCGGAAUUAUGGAAUCUCAAGCCAUGGAUGUAUAGUAUGUUUCUGAGACGUAUACGUAUAAGUAGACAGACCGAUAAUGUCCACAUGAGACCCUAGUACUAUUUCGUAGUGGUCCAGUUUGCCGCACCUGAUAUC
Molecule: messenger RNA, 593 nt
Organism: Heterobilharzia americana
Lineage: Eukaryota; Metazoa; Platyhelminthes; Trematoda; Strigeidida; Schistosomatidae
Source: the annotation of a GenBank genome assembly